Messenger RNA from Calliphora vicina (urban bluebottle blowfly), 2505 nucleotides. RefSeq lists its product as uncharacterized. The record is from RefSeq and is a predicted model, not a curated record. NCBI's taxonomy places the organism in Eukaryota, Metazoa, Arthropoda, Insecta, Diptera, Calliphoridae. The coding region runs from base 1 to 2352 and encodes 783 amino acids. The transcript is spliced from 10 exons. Gene Ontology annotation, molecular function: carbohydrate binding.
AUGACCACAAGAAUAAUGGAAAUUUCCCAAGCUAAAUUUUGGUUUACUCUAAUGUUUUUUCUUGCAAUUGAUGUUGUAGCUGGUGAAAUUAUUUUGCGCAUAGAUCCUUUGGCCCUUUUGUCAGCAACACUGCGCACAUAUCAAAAAGCUGCCUGUGACACAGAUCAAGUUGUAAUUACAUGUCCACGUGGCACAAGUAUAUCCAUUGAAUUUGCACAGUACAAUAAAUUUAUAGCCAAAGAUGGCAUAAGUAUUGAGGAAUUAUGUCCUGCUAACGGUGAUGGAAUUGAAAAUCGUACUAAAGCUAAACACUUACUACGUGGCUCAACGUUCGGUUCACCCACACAGAAAGUACCCGCAAAUCGUUAUGUAAAUGGUGCACAUUUAUCUGAAGUGGCGAGUCUGAGUGCUGCCUCAGCAGCGGAUGCGGCAACAACCACCAGCACGGCUGACAAUGAUGAUAAUACACCAGAGAACUGCAUGUGGCCAAAUGCAUUGCAGUAUUCGUUGCUGCAAACAGUUGUCGAAGCAUGCCAAAAAAAGAAACAUUGCAAAUUUAAUGGCCGCCCACAAUUCUAUGGACCGGGUGCCAGUGGCGUAGGAGAUGCAAGUGGUUCAAGUAGUUAUCACAGCGGCAGUACAAUUAGUUCAAGUAUCAUCAGCUCAGAUCCCUGUCCAAAGAGAAGAAAAAUUGUUGAAGUUGCAUAUAAAUGCCGUCCAUAUGAAUUUCGCAGCAAGGUGGCCUGCCACAAUGAUGUUGCACAGCUGGAGUGUAAUCCAUAUUCUCGUAUUGCUGUCUACAGUGCAAGUUUUGGACGAACCGAAUACGAAAGCAUACAGUGUCCCCAGCCACAGGGUGUACGUGAAGAAACUUGUUUGGCUUCGUAUGCCACUGAAACCGUUAUGCAAAUCUGUCAUGGACGUCGACGUUGCAAUCUGGCCGCAGAUGCCAAUACGUUCGGUUCACCAUGUCAACCCAAUUCACGGAUGUAUCUGAAAGUUGUUUACACUUGUGUACCCAAACAAGUGCUUAUGGAUCGCUACGAAACAGAAGUUGAAGCUGAUGAACCAGAAGACUUUGAGGGUGAUGUUAAUGAUUUGUACGAUGAUGAAUUGUUCUACAAGGAAUCUGAAGCAAUACCAAAGUUGUACAGCAACACAACUGUGCCGGCUGCUCGCAACAAUGCGAGCACAACAAUAGCUGCUAAUACAACAUAUAAUACUGCCACAAGUGCUAAUAGAGCCAGUAAUGGUUCGUUGGGUUUUGAGGGUGAUAUUGGUGGAGUAAAUCCCGUCAUGACACACAGCGCCGAUAUAAGUUUAGAAGGCGACCAAGAACGUUUGUUCGUCUAUCUUCUGACGGCGGGUUCAGUCGGAGUUAUACUCUGCAUAGUUGCUGUUGCGGUCAGAGUGGUGCUGCUGAAGCGUCACGAGAGCGUAACUGACACCCAUUCAACCUCGUCCGGCAAAGGAGGUGUUGGUGGUACUAUAAGCGGUGGACCAGGAGGCGGCGAAGGAGUCAGUGAGACUACAAUACCAAACGGCUUUAAUGACACAAUUUCCGAAGUCGAUGCUGACAUCGAUUUACAAACGCCAAUUCCAGUGCCAAGUGUGUCAAAGAACGAGAAUUACAUGACUUAUGCACCAACUUCGAAUCUCUACGGUACUUUGGGUCCUUCAAAUGGUUUAAUGUCCCAAAGCAGUACGGCGGGAUCUGUAUCAUCGAGUCUAAUGAGCAAUACAACGAUUUUGUGUGGUCCUAGACAAUCACCGGAUAUUUUGGGAAUGUCAUCCCAAGUAUACGCCACAACAAAUGGCUCAAAUACGGGGUCACCUGCAAUUGGUGGAAUUUUAGCACCAGCAAUUGUACUCGGUAGUACUGGUGGCUCAAUUGUUAGUUCAGGUAGUAAUGUUAUCGGUACUAUGGUUCCCAUUUCAUCGUUGGCACAAUACACAACAGCGCCAACUUUUCGUUCCGGCUAUAUACUGAAUAGUGAAAAUGUACUGCAAAGGCCGCCCAACAUGGGCACACCACCAACGUCAAUGGCGAGCAAUGAAACAUACCUGUGCCAACAAUACCAGCAGCAGCAACAACAACAACAGCCAACGAUAUCAAUGCAAACAACUAGCAAUAGUGGUUUAACGCCAACGACUGCCACACUCAGACGUAUGAAACAGGCAAAUGCUGCGGCUGUUUCUACUGCAUCUCCUCCACCACCUUCGUCCGCUCAACACCACCACCAACAGCAGCAACAAUCGAUGGCAGCAGGUUCAACGUCAACCUACGAUGGUCUGGCACCACGUACUUUAUCCACUGGGGUGGCUGUUAACUCGCAAUUCUAUUACGGAUGACAAAAUGUACAAGAAAACCAAAAUGAGCACAAUACAACAAUGUACACAGCUGCUGCCGCACCAAAGACAGCAUCAUCACCGUCUUUACAACAUCAACAAAAAACACAGCAACCCAGUAAUUGUUCUCGAACUAAAACUUCAGAGCCACUUAAA